Molecule: messenger RNA, 6795 nt
Organism: Drosophila navojoa
Lineage: Eukaryota; Metazoa; Arthropoda; Insecta; Diptera; Drosophilidae
Gene: gukh
Product: NHS actin remodeling regulator GUK-holder
Biological process (GO): cell differentiation
Source: RefSeq, a predicted model, not a curated record
AGUUUUUUUAAGACCGGCAAACGAGCAGGACGUAUGCGCGGACGUAGGCGCUGUCGCAGUAGUUGAUGUUUGUUGUUGUGCGCACCUUUUUGAAUGAUGUGUCGACUGUGAAUGAGCGGCAAACACGCGUAACGGCAAUAAAAUAGAAGAAAAGAAGAGAAGAGCGCUUGCCAGAGAAACAUAAGAAGCAAUAAAAUCGUAAUUAUUACCAAAUCGUGUUCGGCGUGUAAAAUGCUGCCGUACGAAGUGCAAAGCAUAAACCAGUUCAGAGUGCAUAAAUAACUGCCGCCCAAAACGCCGGCGUGUGUGUGUGUGCGAAUGUGUGUGUGAGUGUAGUUUCGGCUUACAUUCAAUUAAAAACCCGGCCAAAAGUCUCGCUCUAAGGUGGCCAACUAGUUUAUGCGUACGAGUGUGUGUGUGUGCGUGUGAGAGUCUGGAGCAAACGUCCAAAAGCAAAGGAAUUUAUGUUGGCGCAGCAUCGCGGCAGAGCACAAAACAGACAACAAUAGGCAAAGGCGAAGACGAAGGCGAAGGAAGAGCCAAAGACAACGCCGAACGUUGGAAGGAGCCGCCGCUGUCGACGUCGUCGUCAUUAUAGAGGAUUCCAAUUCCAGAAGUUGUUUGACCAGUUUCGGCUGUGAGAUUUUUUGAGCCCGUAGCGCGUUCUUUUGUUUUGUUUUUUUAUUGGCCUUCGGAGACGCGCCUGGCUGAAUGAGGAACGGGUGGAUCAGCUAGCGAUAUGCCCUUUGUACAGCGCACUGUGCAGCCGGUGAAUGUGGCACAAGCGACAGCCGCCAGCCUGGGGCAUGCCUCCACGCGCUUCCACUGCUUGCCGGGCAAGUGCAAAAACAACAAUUGCAUAAAUAAGCAGUCACUCGAUGAGACGGACGCCGGCGCGCCCACUUCGCCCAGUCUGACCCGAGCGCUGGUCCACGGGCUGCCCAAUGGCGUCGACUCGGACGCUGAGCCGCGUCCGCCGGCCGCUCUGCCCAUGAAGAAACUGAAGCAGCAUGUUGAAUUUUUACCCUCGACCUCGCCCACGACGCCCACAUCGCCAACACGGUCGCGUGCCUCGCAGUCGCUGCCCAAUUCGCGGCAGCCGAGCCAGCAGCGUGUGGCGCUGCCCGCACGCAACGCCAGCGCUCCGCAGUCGCCGACUGCGACGAGGAUCGUCUCCGGCUACGAAUUCGACUCGAUCAGCAACAUAACCCUAAGCAAUGCGCUGCGCCAGCUGGCCAGCCUGGUGCUCAUCGCCAGCGACAUCUUCGAGGAGCUGCAGCGGGACUUGCAGUCGGUGGGCGAGCGGGCGGGACGCGUGCAACGCAAAAUAACGGCCGUGGAGCGGCGCGUAUGUGCCUACGAUCCGAAAAUGGUCACAGUUCCUGAAAGCGACCUGCUCACCUUUGCACAACGUAAGCAGCACUACGAGUCGGACAAGUCAUUCCAGACGGAGCUCUUCUCCAACGAAACACGACCGGCUAGCGUGCGCCAGCUGUACAAGGAGGCGGGCAAGGAGGUGGUGCUAAUGUCCACAGCUACCACACCGCCACGCUCCGUGUCCUUUAAUGCCGAUGCACAGGCAAACGACGAUGUUCUGGAUGGCAUUACGGAAGCGUCCGGCAUCGAGGAGUCGCUGCUCUGCUCUGACUCGGACUUUGGCAAUGCCAACCGCAGGCUGCGCACGCGCAUCGAUGCCGAGAUUGAAAUACGCUUGCCCGCUGCCAUCGAGGAUUUGCGGAAGUGGACAUCCAGCGAGGCGCUGGGUGAUGUCACCGUCACGCCCGAUUGCAUGCACCACGUGGACACCUCGAUCUGCACAUCGCUGGCCAUUGGUGAUAAUGGCGUCCUAACGCCCGCACUCUCUCCGUCCGUGCUGUCCGCCGAUGCCGCCGAUGCGCUCUACGCGCUCAACCUCAGCCAGCCGGCGGACAGCUCCCAUCAUCAUCAUCAGCAGCUGCAGCAGCAGCAACAGCUGCUGCUAUCGAACGAUAUCAAUAAAGAUGUGCCUUUGAAUCAUCGACUGCCUUCACCCGAGGAACAAACCAAAAUAAUUGCCUUAAAAUACCCCGCCGAGGUGAUCUCGGUGAACACGUCCGGCAAGCACUUCCAGCGCAUGUGCGCCGCACGGAAAUCCACGACGGGCUGCUAUGCCGGCGGCGCUGGCUCUGGCACGCCCAGUAGCGGCAGUCCCGAGGACAAUCAGGCGGAGGCCAACAAUCUGGACGACAACGUGCACACGGUCAGCCGGCGGUCGAGGUCGCGCAAGGUGCGGGGCAAGCGUCGCAACACCAUUGCGGGCAUCGACCAGAAGGAGAUCCAGGAUGCGGCCAAUGGCAAUGCGGAAUCGAAGAAUCCAUCAAAUGCCACCUCGCCAGCGCCCGCUGCUGCUGCGGAUGCCACAAAGAAAUCUAAGAAAUUCGGACGCAGCAAAUCCAGCGACCUCUUAAAAAAGGAAUCUGUUGCCUUGCCCUACGACAAGGGGAAGAGCACAUUGACCCGACUGAACUCGCUGAAGCAAUGGGGCCGCAAUCGCUUCAAGUUUAUGCACCGCAAUGGCGAGCUGAGCGGCGUCGGCGAGUCCAGCCAGCUGGACACCAGCGGGUGCAGUUCGCAGAACAGCUCCACGGAGAAAGCAGAGCCGAGCAGCCACUGCUCGACGGCCGCUCCGGGCGCCGUGUCCAAGUCGAAGCGCGAUGCCACCACGCGGGACAUUGACGACGAGUGCGUGGUGCACGAUCUGAUUGCGCAGAAGAGUGAAUCUCGGUUUUCGCACGAACGAAAACCCUCGUAUUCCUCAUCCGAGAAGAGCAUGAGCAUGUCCAGCAGCGGCCAGCUGCGCGGCAAGCUGCAGCUGUCCUCGCUGGCGGCGGCGCACGUCAAGAUGCGAGAGACGGCCACGCUGAACAGGCAGCGGCGCAAUGGGUUGCAUCGCCUGGAUGCGGCCGGCAAGGAGGAGCAGCCGCACUCGUCCAGCGGCAACUGGAGCGCCAGCUCAGAGUCGGGACGCGCCUCCAUUGGCAGCGAGAUAACCAUGCAGCCCAAGUCGAGCGCCUCGAACACCUCGCUGAACGUGUCCAGCUUCCAGCCGUGCAGCAGCAGCGGUCCGCCCUCGUCCAUGCUGAGCCGGCGACGCUUCCUGAACACAUCCGCCUCGAGCAGCGUCACCAGCGAGGGCACCGCCACGCCGGAGCUGCAGGGCGAUGCGGGCAGCUAUCCGAAUCAUCUGGACGAUGAGACGAGCUCGGCCUAUAGCUGCGAUACCGAAGGCUACUACACGUCCUUUCACAUGGACAGCGGGCUGCGCACCCUUAAGGAGGAGGAGCCGCCAAUGACGCCGCUGCAGCAGAGCCUGCACACGAGCAGCUACUCCUUUGGCAGCCAGUCCAAUCAGACGGUGCUCAAUGCGGAGAACGAAUAUGAGCUGUAUGGGCGCGGGUCCACGUCGACCACCACCAGCUCGGCGGGCACUGUGUGCACCACCCUGAUGAAUGGGGCCGUCUGCACCGGGCCGGAUGUGCCCGAGCGCAGCAGCUCGCUGGGCAAGCACAGCCAGAGCCACAGCAACAGCGCCAGCAGCAGCACCCUGGAGCGUAGCUACAGCAGCAGCACCAUUGGCAGCACCUUGGAGCGCACCGGCACCAUCAAGCGCAAUGUGAAGCAAUCGAGUAAGUCCGAGGAUGGAGGGCAGCAGCACACUAAACACAUGGACGACGGUCAGCAGGAGCAGCAGCAGCAGCAGCGCUCGGCUCUGCCUGUGCCUGGGGAUCUUGAGCACUCUGAGUGCUCGGAUCUGGAGGGCGUGGAGCGCAUUGAGCGCAUCAAACAGAAGACAGCGCUGAAUGCCAAGCGCAUUCCCUCCAUGUGCAUCAUAACGCCCACGACCAGCGACGACGAUGAGCUGCAGUCGCAGGAUGCGGAUGCCGAACGCACGCUGACCAGCCUGCAGCUGGACGUGGACAGCGAAUUGGAUGUGCCCGAGCAGCUGACGCCCACCAAUGCACACAGCCGGGACAGCAGGGACAGCAAAGACCACAACCUCAACGAGCUGAAGCAGACGCCGACGAAAGCUUUUGGCAGCAUGCUGGAAAAGCUCCGCGUGGCUUUGCCAGCCAUCAAACGGUCGCCCGGCAAAAGCUCGCCCGCCAAGCCAGCCUCGGCGAGCGCCGUGAAUGACGAUAAGCUUUACGAUUUGGCUGGCGAGUAUGUGACCAUAGCGGACAUUAGCAACAACAACAACAACCAUCACAACAUCAACAACAACAGGCGAGAGAAUCGCGCCAAAAGCAACCUCGCCAUCUACUAUUCCAAUGACAUAGUUCGCAAGCCGAGCGAGCAGCAACCCUCGGAAUACGUUUCGCUCAACGAGCUGCCACAGCAUUUGCGUCGGCAUGCAGCAGGCAGCGGCAGUAGCAAGAGCGAAGCCUGCGCACAGGCAACAGAGACAGCUGCUGCUGCUGCUGCUGCUGCUGCAACCCCUGCUGACGCCGCUGCUGCCACCCCGUCGACUGGUGUGGCCUGCAGCGGGCUGGAGAGCGGCGUGCCCAUGUAUGCUGAGAUCAGCGAGUUGCGCGAGGAGAAGUCGCUCAUCUCGCCGAGCGGCGCUCAGCGUCGGGUGCGCACAACGGCCGAGGGUCGCAUCAUAUACGAUUCGGAUAGCUUGAAGCGGCGCAAGGGAGCGCACACCACCUUCGCACCUGGGCCGUACGUGAAGGAAACCGAAAGUGCGUUGCUCAGUGCAAUGCGAGACGUCACGGGUGAAAGUGCAACGGUAACAGCAGCGGGCACAGGACUAUCAACGACAGCAGCCACAAAGAGCGCCAAAUUAUUGUUAUUAAGCGGCAGCGGCAUUGCGGCCAAUCGCAAAGUGGCCAAUGUGCGUCCCAUAUUAGCCAAAUCGCCGCUCAGCAAGACGACUGCCGCCAGCGGCACUAUGACGGCCGCCUAUCAGCCAGGCAACAGCAGCUACCAGGACCAGAAGCAGUUGCUGGCCAACAAUACGAAUCCGUUUUACGAGACUAUUGCACCGGCUGCGCCGGCUGGAAUGAUGAUGCCGUCGCCAUCGAGCAAAUCGAAUUCAUCGACGGGCUCCACGGCCACCAGCUCCUCGUCAUCGACGGCGACAACGGCGUCAGUUAGUUCCGUGGAAGAAGGGUAUCAACGUUUCUCUAAUAUCUAUGAGCAAGUGCAGCCCGCACAGUUGAAUACACAGGCCGGCGAUGCCACGCCCUUUCAGCGCAAUGCGCCCGUUUAUUGGACGCUACAGAGCCGACGCAGCCAGCCAAAGCCUUUGUCCAGCGGCAACGCCACAUGCCGGGAUGAUCUCUAUGCCACGCCCAUACGACGUGCCGAUCGUGCAGCACGUGCAGCUGCCGCAACAGGCGCCGGAACCGCCACACCCGGAAAUGCUUCAUCAACGCCUAAUGGCCGCAACAACAUGUCGCCCAUUGUGCCUGGAAAUGGCAACGGCGUCUUCCUGACCUCAACGCCCACGCGGUCAGAGACGGGCGCCACGGAGAAUGUGCCGCCCAUGAAGCAGCCGUCACGCAACUGGAACGACGAUGCGCCGGAGCGACUGAACACAUGUGCGGAUCGCAUUGGUCAGAGCAAGACGACGCUGAUGGACUUCAAGAAGCUGUUGCUGGCCAAAUCAGCCAAGACGAGCCCCGUGCAGCGCAAGGUGUCUGCCGUGGAGUUGCUGAAGAAGACCUCGGCGCCGACGAGCACUGCCAAUGGGGCGGGACAGAAGACGGCGACUGCGACGCCUGGUGCGUCGAAGCCAACGCUGAACUCCAGCUUAAAGCUGCUCGAUCUGAGCGGCUCGCCAAAGACCUUUGCCAAUCGCAGAAUGUUGCGCCAGGGCCAAUUCGGUUCGCCCUCCAAGACUUUUGUGCCGAAAAUACGCGGACCCAAUGCGGCGGUCGCGUCCGUUGUGCCACGCACGGAUAUCAUGUCAACCACAAUACCGGAGGCCAACAGUGAUGAGGAUCACUCCAAUAACAGCGGCGGCUCGCGGGCCGGCUCCGAGGCGGAUGAGACGGCGGCGUGCACCGUAGCCAACAGCAAUAGUCCCAGCUCCGUGGCCGUCUCCAGUUUCGAUCUGAAGCGGAAUUUCUUUUUGCAAACCGAGGAGAAUAACUUUAUGCGGGGCGAGCUGAAGCCCAACUUUGGCAGGAACGGCGGCGCCUCGGCUGCAGUAGUUGGAGCAAUCAAUGCAGAAACCAAUAAAUAUGCGAGUGCGCCCACAUCACUGCCAGCUUUUGAGACGGCGCUCUAAGGAAUUGGGGACAGCAAAUUCGGGUCAAACCUGUCGCUGUUGUCCGUCGAGGGAAGGGGGAGAUGGAAAAUGGGAAAUGACCGUAAUCAUAUACAUAUACAUACAUAUGCAUACAUACAUAAUUACAUAGGAACAUACGUACAUUUAUACAUAUUCCAUAAGCAAACGUAAAUCUAAAUAAGCAAUCGCACUUGGCGCUUCGCCCACUUCCCCUCAGCACCAAUAUAUGGACGCUGGAAAAAAAGCAUUUACUUAUAUAAUAUAUAUUAAAGGGAACGCAUCUAAUGUUCCAAGUCAAAAUCGAUGCUACUUUAUGCAAAAUUAUACAGCUUAUACAGAUAUCUAGAUAUAAAUAUACUUAUUGAAUGAAUGCUAUAUAUACAAUGAUAUCCCUUAUACAGUAAAUUGUAUUUUUUUAAAAUGUGCCGCUUGUAUAGAUCAAAGUAUUUUAUACACGACUCGUCAGAUAUUUAUUUGUAAUUUUACGUUAUUUAUUGCAAUUAAAUAAUACCUUACAUGCA